GAUUCUGCCGGACUCCGCUGGAGCUCGCACCUCCCCGACUCCGCUCCGGGCGGCAGACGUGUUCGACGCGAUCACCGCGACACACGGCGGUCACACCACUCCCCAUAGACAGAGAGUACCCACUAACCGCCCUCUGCCGCUCACCAGGAACUGAGUAUUUCCUGAGCGAUAGUCCAAACCCAGCCACCGUCUGUCCUUCGGCGUGAGCUCGAAUCCAGCACCCUAUCUCUCCACCCCACCUCUCCCUUCCCUCGGCCAUGUGGUCCACACUGCUGCUGUUCAGCCUGGCCCGUCUGGCGCCGAGCUCCGCCGCCGCUCCGGAGACCGGCCUCCACUGCGCAGACGCCGUGUGCGCCGGAAACGCCACCUGCUUCAUCAAACUCAGCAGCGGAGAGCCCGUGUGUAUCGGUCGGACCAAGGUCGGUACCUGUCCGUUCACACAGCUGGCCGGCUGCGAUGAGGUCCAGAUGACGUGUAUGUCGGACGACGACUGUCCCGGCUCUAAGAUCUGCUGCCAGAAGGACUGCGAACGAGUCUGCAUGGAGCCAGGGGAGGACGUGCCGAAGCCGGGCCACUGUCCGUCCCGGUUCGCGUUCGGUCCGUGCGUCCACGAGUGCGGUCAGGACGGGGAAUGUCCCGGCAGCACCAAGUGCUGCAGCACCGGCUGCGGCAAAAUCUGCUCCUCGCCAUACCUGGCCAAGCCAGGCUCAUGCCCCGUGCCCUCCCUGGGUCGCGGUGCCAGCUGUUCCAUCGAGUGCUCCAUUGAUGACCAGUGUCCGGGCGAGCACAAGUGCUGCUCGACCGGCUGCGGGCGCGCCUGUGUUCCGCCCAGCGGAGAGCACAUCUGCCCGCGCGGCACCACCUUCUACAACAAGUGCAACAAGUGCACGUGCAGCGACGUGCACGAGCCGGUCAGCUGCGAGAGUAACAUCUGCGCCAGAGCAGAGAAGCCCGGCUACUGCCCGGCACGCUCCGACCACCCGCUCCUCAAGCAGACCGGCUGUGGAGUGCGCUGCUACGACGACGAAGACUGCGAAGGAGAGGACAAGUGUUGUGAUGUCGCCGGAUGCGGCAACAUCUGCACACCCGCAGCGAAGCAGCGACCAGGUAUCUGCCCGGUGGCCGAAGGCAAUGAUCCCUGUGGCGAGUGGUGUGAGGUCGACAGCGACUGUCCCGGAGCGGGCAAAUGCUGCCAGACUGGCUGCGGAAAAAUCUGCAAAGCGGCGGACGAGCCGGGCUUCUGCCCUGCGCAGCUGGAGACGCCCAACUGUUUCUUCCGUGACGACCAGUGCGUCUCGAGCUCCGACUGCGGCGGCGGACAAAAGUGCUGCGACACUCCCUGCGGCAGAAAGUGCACCAAGCCAGUUGGCGAAAAGCCGAUGCUGUGCCCAAAUAAGGACAAGCUGACCUUGAAGUCAGGUCACUUCUGCGACAGCGACCACGAGUGUCCGCACGAGCUCAAGUGCUGCAAGAACAGCCAGGGCGAUAAGGGAUGCACGCAACCCACCGAAUACCGCACCACGUGUAGGAACAUUAAAUGCAAGAGAGGUUUCUACUGCGUCGAUUCGGAAAAGGGGCCAGAAUGCAUCAACAAGCCCAAGACCACCUGUGCGGAGACGGUGUGUGAUGACGACGCCAGCUGUCUGCAGAAACAGGACAAGGCUGUCUGUGUUCCACACACCAAGGUGGGCCACUGUCCGCUGAUCGCCACCGCGCUGCGACCCUGCAAACGGGCCCGCGUACUCUGUGAGACAGACGACGACUGCGCCGGCGGGGACAUCUGCUGCACAGCCGGCUGUGUGCGCCGCUGUGUCACGCCGCUGCGCACUGACUGCGCCUCUGUGGGCGCCAGUCUGUGUCGGACUGCCGGAUACGUCUGCCAAGACACGGCCAACGGAGCAGUCUGUGUCGAAGAUAUCUACACGUGUGAUCACAAGAGAUGCCCGGCUGGUUACGUGUGCCACGAGAGCUUUACGGGAGCGCGCUGCGUCAAAGAGCGCCAGACCUGCGAGACCAAGAUCUGCGCGCCCGAUGAGGACUGUUACGAGGAGGAGGAUGGCGCCAUCUGCAUUCAAGCGUAUGUGGCCGAAGGAAGUAUCAAUCAAGAGGUGAAGGCGGGCAAGUGUCCCCCGAUCCGCCCGGGCUCGUACCGCGGCGACUGCCAGGAUCUCUGCAAGUACGACUCCGAGUGUCCCAAACAGCAGCGCUGCUGUAACGUCGGCUGUGCCAACGUCUGCCUCGACCCCGUCUUCAGGAAGACGUGCGACGACUUCGACUUCCAGUGUCCCGAGGGAUACGCCUGUAUCGACGAUCCGGAGAAGAUCAAGGACGCUUACUGUGUCAACACCACAAACAAGGUGGGCCGCUGUCCGGCGCCGGAGCUGUGGAGCCCCAGCAGUCGCAGCUGUGACCAGGAGUGCUCAUACGACUUCCAGUGUCAGGCCGACGAGCGCUGCUGCUACAACGGCUGCGCUCUGGUCUGCGUGGCGCCAGACCUGCGCAAACGCUGCGAGGACCACAACUGUGCCGAGGGAUUCACCUGCGUGGACGACGGGGUCACGGACGCCAAAUGUAUCAGCACAGCGCCGCGGGACGGCCGCUGCCCCCGCUGGACGCCGGGCCAGUACAAGAAGUGCGGCGAGGACGAGUGUCAGUACGACGAACAGUGUCCUGACGGCCAGAAAUGCUGCAACAACGGCUGCGCCAACGUCUGCGUCGGAGCCGACACCAGAAAACUGUGCUCCGACAUCGAGUGUCCGACCGGCACCGCCUGCAUCGAGAACCCCACCGGCGACGCGCAGUGCUUCGACACAGCGGAGAAGGACGGCCUGUGUCCGCGCGUUUCUAACGACACUCAGCCUCGUGGUGGAUGCCAGGACACUUGCAAAUACGACUCUCAGUGCGACGACAACUCAAAGUGCUGCUUCAAUGGCUGCGCUUACGUCUGCCUGCGGCCCCGCAAGCCCGACUGUGAUCAGAUCAAGUGCAAGGUCGGCUACAAGUGUAACGAGGACCGCAGUGGAAACCCCAUCUGCUCCCCGAUCCCGUGCAAGCAGGACGGCGAGAUUAUCGACAUCGAGUGUAACAGCUGCACCUGCAUCCAGGGCUACCUGCUCUGCUCACAGGAGGAGUGUCCGCCAGUGAAGCCGGGCUUCUGCCCGAAGAUCACCAAGGGCUACAAAGGCAAGUGUGUGGAGGACUGUGACAGCGACUACAAUUGUGACGGAGAGCACAAGUGCUGCUCCACCGGCUGCGGCCACACCUGCCAGAAACCCGUGUCUGAGAUCGUCCACCCGUGUAAGACGGUGCGGUUCCGGUGUGGAGACGCCACACGUUGCGCCGCCACGCGCGGUCUCUGCCAGGGCAAGACCUGCCCGCUGUCCCCGCUCUGUGUCAGCACCAGGGCACCAUUCUGCGAGAGCUGUCCGCCCGGCAAGGUGUGCGUGCUCCAGAAGCGCUCGUGUCCGAACGGCGGCUCGUGCCACCGUCAGCCCAUCUGUAUCCAGCUCUACAGCGACGACACCAUCUUUGAGGAGGACGAGGAGCUGGAACAGGUGGUAGUGGCGAAACAGACGGCCGGACGGAAGACCGGCUGAGUUACCCCUCCCUCCCAAAUCCCGGUCACUUCCCCUCCCAAUCCUUCUCCCAACCACAGUAACCUAGAACCGUCAGACGGCGGCGGAACAUUGAUCAGUGAUACGGACUCCUAAAUGCAGCAGACGGUCAGAUAUCCGUCCCCGUGGAGCCGAUAUUUGUGUGAAAUAUCGGACCGGACUGAGCUCUCUGCGGUAUAUCCGGCCGCCCGUGUCAUCUCCGCCGGGCAUUUUACCGGCCCGGCAGCGGGGAGGCCGGCCGCUGAGCGGCGCUGGGAGCGGCCGUGCUGCGGUACAUUAGAAUACUGCUGGCGGGUAGUGGGUCGUGGUAUUCCCACGAACAGUUGUGCUGUGCCGUGGGAGGGAGUCCAGUGGUGCUGGAACUGGGGGGCCCUGGCGGAGCGUGUAGCACAGGGUUGUGUCACUGUUCCAGCAGCGGUCCGAGCCGCCCAGGAGAGUGUGGUGGCCGAACGAAGUCGCUCUGUAAGGUCGUCGUGUGGAUAUGCUCUACGGUCUCCCGCUGGUUUUCUGUCGUUACUUGAAAUAGAAGUGUGGAUAUAAUAUUUCUGAAUAAAUGGUGACCCAAUUGA
Messenger RNA from Amphibalanus amphitrite, 4183 nucleotides. RefSeq names its product neurogenic locus notch homolog protein 1-like. The transcript has 22 exons. Gene Ontology annotation, biological process: antibacterial humoral response; innate immune response. Gene Ontology annotation, molecular function: peptidase inhibitor activity. NCBI's taxonomy places the organism in Eukaryota, Metazoa, Arthropoda, Thecostraca, Balanomorpha, Balanidae. The coding region runs from base 258 to 3596 and encodes 1112 amino acids. The record is from RefSeq and is a predicted model, not a curated record. Gene Ontology annotation, cellular component: extracellular region.